Messenger RNA from Hippopotamus amphibius kiboko, 2554 nucleotides. RefSeq names its product liver carboxylesterase-like. Gene Ontology annotation, biological process: lipid catabolic process. Gene Ontology annotation, molecular function: carboxylic ester hydrolase activity. Gene Ontology annotation, cellular component: endoplasmic reticulum; lipid droplet. Lineage: Eukaryota; Metazoa; Chordata; Mammalia; Artiodactyla; Hippopotamidae. The coding region runs from base 1 to 1293 and encodes 430 amino acids. The record is from RefSeq and is a predicted model, not a curated record. The transcript has 11 exons.
AUGGUGUGGAUCCAUGGAGGAGCUCUGAUAAUGGGUGGGGCAUCAACCUAUGAUGGGCUGGCCCUCUCUGCCCAUGAAAACGUGGUGGUGGUGACCAUUCAGUACCGCCUGGGCAUCUGGGGAUUCUUCAGCACAGGGGAUGAACACUGCCGGGGGAACUGGGGUUACCUGGACCAGUUGGCCGCACUGCACUGGGUCCAGAAGAACAUUGCCCACUUUGGAGGGGAUCCAGGCUCUGUGACCAUCUUUGGAGAGUCAGCAGGAGGGCAAAGUGUCUCUAUUCUUGUGUUAUCUCCCCUGGCCAAGAAUCUCUUCCACCGGGCCAUCUCUGAGAGUGGGGUGGCCCUCACUCCUGGCCUGAUCAAGAAGGACAUGAAGGCUGCAGCUAAGCAAAUUGCUGUCCUUGCUGGGUGUAAAGCUACCACCUCGGCUGUCCUUGUUCACUGCCUGCGCCAGAAGACAGAGGACGAGCUCUUGGACGUAACGCGGAAGAUGAAAUUUUUCACUCUUGAUUUGCUUGGAGACCCCAGAGAGAGCUAUCCUUUCCUGACCGCUGUACUUGAUGGAGUGCUGCUGCCAAAGAUGCCUGAGGCGAUUCUGGCUGAAAAGAAGUUCAACACCGUUCCCUACAUCGUGGGAAUCAACAAGCAAGAGUUUGGCUGGAUUCUGCCGACGAUGAUGGGCUACCCACUCUCUGAAGGCAAGCUGGACCAGGAGACAGCCACAUCACUCGUGUGGAAGUCCUACCCCAUCAUUAACAUCCCUGAGGAACUGGCUCCAGUGGCUACUGAGAAGUAUUUAGGAGGGACAGACGACCCUGCCAAAAAGAAAGACCUGUUCCUGGACUUGAUUGCAGAUGGCAUGUUUGGUGUCCCAUCUGUGAAUGUGGCCCGUCACCACAGAGAUGCUGGAGCCCCUACCUACAUGUAUGAGUUUCAGUAUCGCCCAAGCUUCGCAUCAGAGAUGAGACCCAAGACGGUGAUAGGGGACCAUGGGGAUGAGCUCUUCUCCGUCUUUGGGGCUCCAUUGUUGCAAGAUGGUGCCUCAGAAGAAGAGACCAAUCUCAGCAAGAUGGUGAUGAGAUUUUGGGCCAACUUUGCUCGGAAUGGGAACCCCAAUGGAAAGGGGCUUCCCCAUUGGCCAGUGUAUGACCAGAAAGAAGGGUACCUGGAGAUUGGCGUCACCACCCAGGCAGCCAAGAAGCUGAAAGAUGAAGAAGUGGCUUUCUGGAACGAGCUCCUGUCCAAGGAGGCAGCAAAGAAGGCACACCAGUUAAAACACGUUGAGCUGUGAACGGGAGGCCCAGCUGGGGACCCCAGACAGGGGUGUUCUAUAGAAGGUGUUUAUGGGCCAAAGAGGCAUCGUAUGUGGAGGCUGGGGAAUUAGGUGAUGGGUGUGGAAGAGGUCAGGGAGGGGGAAUUUCUGUUUCUGUGGCCUCAAUUUUGGAAAUACAUGUUCUUUUGGAGACCACGUCAGUGUCUUUGCCUUGGGCUGGAAUGAAGUCAUCCUCAUUAGCAAGAGAAUGAUGGGAGAGGGCACCAUUGGCAGGAAGGUGCUUUGGGCAGUUCUGGCUUGGCCUGUGGACAGGAAGAGUUCAGCAGGCUGGGCCCUGGCAGGGGCUCAAGGGGACGCUGCCCCUGCUCCAUGUCUCUGGGCCGUCAGUAACUCCAGUAAGAGGAUGCAGGGGGACCACAGUGCAGUGUCCCUCUCCUCCAUGUGGAGGACACUGUAGAGGUGGAGGUGGCACAGGCUGAGGAUGUACCUGGGCUGGGAGAGAGGGGGACUUGCCACAGUGACACUGUGACACUGUGAUGUGGCCCUUACUGGUCCUCCCACAGGUCUACAGUUCUUUCUUCUGCUUACACAGUAUCCUCCCAGGCCCCUCCCUGAGGCCAUCUCUUCCAACAACUCCUUUAAGCACUUUCUACAGCCUGGACCACAGCACGUCCAAGCAAGGACCACCUUGGAGUGAGUCCCUAAAGUGUCACCUGAAAACUCUCUCUUUCUGAAUCCAUGGGGUGAUUUUUGGCUUCUCCUGGGAUAUAGAAAGCUCUAAGAGUGUUACUCCCACGCUUUCUGCAAGAAAAAUCCGAAUGAUUCCCAGUAUCAUGACUUUUUCUGACUCAUUCAAAGAGGUUGCACAGCAAACAAUUACCCUGGCAUCUCAGGGAAGACAGGCACUUUGGAGGAGAGAUGGGACGUGAACACUGGCUUACCAUCUGCCAACAGGUGGAAGAUGGAGUCACCAUAUGUUUGAGUAGAAUUACUCUAAAAAUUCAAGUCAAGUGCUAAAGGCCAACUGUGGGCAAGUAUGGGAGUAUGAAGUCCUCGGGAGCCAUGGACCCACAGGAGAGUUUACACACAGUACAGGCCCUUCUCCAUGGACCUCCUUCAGGGACCCAUGAGAAACAUUGGGAACAGGUAGUAAGACCAGAGCCUGCUCAGGUGUGCAGCCUUGAAACCCAGCUCAGGCACUUUUCCCCUAAGAAACAAAAUCCCUUAACCACUGGGAAAUGGCAUCAAACCCAUUCCCCUUUUGGCCCUGAGGAAGACC